CAAAAAGUAACCCAGUGACCAAAUCGUAAGACUGCUGUGUGAGUUGCUUUCCCCCCAGACUUUUGUUCGUAAUCAAUUGUUUGAGUUACUACUUAUACCUUCAGAAUGUGGCAUGAGUACCAACAUUCCUACUCAACGUCUGGGCAGUUGCUCAAGGGUGACUGAUGACAGAUCGACCCUGAUCUCAUGGCAUGUUCAGCUAGCUGCUGAUGCCUACAUGCCUUGACAACAAGCCAUGUAGCCACCCUCUUUUCAAUUUUGCGCGCAACGGUCGCGUCGAGGGAUGAAUCACGACGCGUAAUUUGAGCACAACGCGCCCACAAUUGACGAACUCUGAAGAGGUAGACCUUGGUUGCUGCUGAUCUGGCCACCUGCAUUCGCACCUAGCCAGCUAAUCAUUCACCUGACUAGUUAACGAGGCGGACCGCUCCCGAUCCGAUGUCUUCACCCCCAUCUUCACCUCAAGCCAUACGGGCCGAACCGGACUCUCCACCGGCUCAACACGACAGCCUAUCCAUAUUCACCCCCGUCAAACGAAAUCCGGGGAACCCCCUCUUCCUCCCUUCACCCAGCUCGACGGCGAGUCCUUCACCGGCCAAACGACCCAGACUAGAUUUCGGUCGAGACCGGAGCAGUGCAGAAGCUGGACCGUCCAGGUCUCGAGGUGUUCCUGCCUCUGCUCGUCCCCGCGAUAGCAAUGGCGAUCGUGGUCGGAACGAUCGUCCACUUGCUCAAGAAGCCCCGGAAGACAUCCUCGCUCUCUUUGACGACUCUGACGACGAUCGCUCAGACCAUGGUCUCAACCGUGCGAAUCUGACUAUCCAGCAUGGAACGGAAGAAGGCGGGCUGAACGGGAACGCCAUGGAUCCUUAUUCCAUGGGGAACGGAGCCGGGACUUUGAUGGGCAGAGAUCUCGGCAUGGACAGGGCUGGGUCGGACAAUGAAGCCGACGAUAGAAAAGGAGGAGAGAAGAAAAGAAGGGUGAUGCCCAAGAUGGACCACGACAGGUUGCUGGACAAGAACGGGUUUCCGGCAUUGAUAAAAGAAGCUAAGCGGUUUAAAAUCAAGGGCAAGGGUCACGAGGCCACGGACCUGUCGAACCUGCUCGAGAUGUACCGUCUGUGGGCGCACAAGAUGUACCCAAAGAUGACGUUUGGAGAUACGGUCACCAAGGUCGAAUCGCUCUGUCACAGUCGGUUGAUGAGCAGCACGCUCAGUCGGUAUAGGGAAGAGGCUAAACGGGAAGCCGAGGAGAGAGAUCGACCGCCAGCAAUCCCGCUCGAGUUGAAUGCCAAUGAAGAUGAAGACGGGUCGAGGGAACGGGCGGUUGGUCGACCAGCCGAAGAGGAUCACGAGGACGAGGGUCGGGCUUCCUCGCCCUCGAUCCCACGGGAUCUGCAGGACAAUCCCUUCCUCUCACCACGGUCUAGAGCGAGGAUGGCCCUCGAUCGAGCGAGGCAUCUGGGGUUAGAUGUGGGAUCAUCUGGCGAGCGACCGGGCUCGCCGCCAAACGAAGAGGAGGAGGACGAGGAGAUGGACUUGGACGCCGUGAUCGCCGCCGCCGAGGCUGAAGCUCAGGGUCUGGCAGGACAGGGAGGAGAAUCGUCGGCUUCGAAAGGAAAGGGUAGAGAAGAGCCAGUCGAUGCUGGGCACGAUAUCCCGCCCGAAUUCGAGGACGACGAGGAAGACUGGGCGGCGCUGGAUGGUAUGUAAUGUGACGAUGUAUGCGGGUAAAGUCCUUUCCGCGAUUCCAUACAACUGUUUCGUAGCAUAUAAUAUAAAAAAUUC
This is a messenger RNA of Filobasidium floriforme, 1788 nucleotides long. Its product is annotated as replication fork protection component Swi3-domain-containing protein. The record is from RefSeq and is a predicted model, not a curated record. Lineage: Eukaryota; Fungi; Basidiomycota; Tremellomycetes; Filobasidiales; Filobasidiaceae. Gene Ontology annotation, cellular component: nucleus; replication fork protection complex. Gene Ontology annotation, biological process: replication fork processing; DNA damage response; replication fork arrest. The transcript is spliced from 4 exons. Gene Ontology annotation, molecular function: DNA binding. Bases 439 to 1713 code for a protein of 424 amino acids.